Molecule: messenger RNA, 1673 nt
Organism: Cryptomeria japonica (Japanese cedar)
Lineage: Eukaryota; Viridiplantae; Streptophyta; Pinopsida; Cupressales; Cupressaceae
Exons: 10
Coding region: 452-1381 (309 amino acids)
Source: RefSeq, a predicted model, not a curated record
CACCUGCACCGAAAGAAAAAAAAAUCAAACCAACCAAAUGCAUUGCUGGAAUCUGUGAAGACGAAGAUGGCACAAAGAUCAGUAGCAAAAUUCCCGUAUCUUGGCUGCCCAAAACGGACAAUCCCAUCAAACGAACACUGUUGACAAUAAUGUUAAUAGAGAUAAAGUUUUGAUAAUGAAAUAAAAUUAUUAUAAAUGUUCUCGAUUGAGCAGUACUGCACGGAGUGGGCAAUUCAAAGGUCGCCAGGAGUUGGAGGAAGAUCAUUAUGGUGGUCGAUCCCAUGGGUUUGCGCAUAAAGACUACUGCGAUGUUGGUAACAACGCCUCAUAUUCGGAUUCCUCCUAAAUAUUCCGGUGCUUUGUUCUUCUGCCUCGGGACUUUUACCAGCGGUCCUCCACUGGUAGGGCUUCAAGAGGAGUUGAAGAGGAUAUAGUUGAUAUCUGAUACAAGAUGGAAGAUGUUCAGAGAUCCAUGGAAGCCAAGAUGCCAAUGUACGACUGCCUUAUAUUCGAUUUGGAUGACACUUUGUAUCCUCUAAGUUCGGGACUUCAAGCAGCCUGCAGGAAAAAUAUUGAAGUUUACAUGAGUGAAAAGCUCAAGAUUGAUCAAACUGAAGUUCCAACUAUGUGCUAUGAUCUUUAUAAGAGAUAUGGAACUACCAUGGCCGGUCUCAAGGUCUUGGGCUAUGAAUUUGACAAUGAUGAUUUUCACAGCUUUGUGCAUGGAAGUUUGCCAUAUGAAAACCUUAGACCUGAUCCAGUGCUGAGGAGUUUGUUACUGAGCACACCUCAGCGGAAAAUAGUAUUCACGAACUCUGACAAAGUUCAUGCUGCAAAAACAUUAAGCAGACUGGGCUUGGAAGAUUGUUUUGAAGGUGUCAUAUGCUUUGAAACACUCAAUACUCCUUCACCAACCUUUUAUAAUACUAAUGACUUGGAAACUCCCAAACUCUCUCCUGGAGAACGAACUUGUGAUAAUGUUUUGGAAACUCCCAAACUCUCUCCUGGAGAACUUGCUUGUGAUAAUGUUUUGGAAACUACCAAUCCCUGCCCAGUAAACGGUGGUAAUACUGAUGUCCUGAAAUCUCCUCUUAUUCUUUGCAAGCCUUCGUUGGAGGCAAUGGAAUUUGCUCUCAAAAUAGCAAAUGCAGACCCUAAAAGAACGAUUUUCUUUGAUGACAGUACACGUAACAUAGCAGUUGCGAAAGCUGCAGGUUUGCAUACUGUACUGGUAGGCACUUCUGUGAGGACAGAUGAAGCAGAUUUUGCUCUCAGAAGCAUUCACAAUAUAAAGGAAGCCCUGCCUGAGAUAUGGGAAGAUGGAGAGAAAUCUGAACUCUCAAGCCAAUCAAUUUCCAUAGAAACCGUAGUUGUUGCAUAGAACACAUUAUGCACAGCAUUUAUGAAAUGCUUGUGCCUAAGUGUUCUUAUAUUUAACAAAAAAAAUUACUGGUCUGCAACCUCCUGGGAGGUCUUAUUAGCUUAUAACUCUUACGUGAAAACACUAAUUACUAAAUUGUUUGGAAAGGCUUCCAAAUGUGUUUGAAGAACACUUUAUAUAUGCAUAUUGUUACUAAUUAGUAUUUUCUCUUACUAGUCCCUGUCUUGGCAGGGUAUUUGUAGGUUAUCUUUGACUUCCAGGAUGAAAAAAAAAAUCUUAUAUUCUAUAGUAA